This is a messenger RNA of Fundulus heteroclitus (mummichog), 2311 nucleotides long. It is a transcript of the gene ecsit, whose product is annotated as ECSIT signaling integrator. The transcript is spliced from 8 exons. The record is from RefSeq and is a predicted model, not a curated record. Bases 170 to 1522 code for a protein of 450 amino acids. Gene Ontology annotation, molecular function: protein binding. NCBI's taxonomy places the organism in Eukaryota, Metazoa, Chordata, Actinopteri, Cyprinodontiformes, Fundulidae. Gene Ontology annotation, cellular component: mitochondrion.
CUGUUGGCUCAGCAUGCGUUGCUCUAACACGAGUAACAUCUACAUGAGGAGUUUUUAACUAAAUACGUGAACGCGAUCUAAGUAGUUUUCCGACAUUUUCCACAGCGUGGUUUGUUUUUACGCGUCUGUUUAAAAAGAUGGAAGCCUGUUGAGUGGCCGCGCUGACGGGAUGAAGUCUACCCGCUGCCUCCUGCAGCUGCUUCGGUCGGGCCGAACCGCAGCCCGGAUCAGUGAGCUGCUCCUGUCCCCGGCCACCAGCCGGCUUAGUGUGCUCCACAACCAACAGCAGCAGGCGCUGAGGCAUUUUCAUUGCAGCCCAGCAUCUGCAAAGAUUCGGCCUGUUCCUGCACGUUCUGUUGAUGAGGACAAGACGAACAGCACAAAGUCCUUGGCCACCCAGGAGGACUUGUUUGAGCAGGUGCCCGAAGAGUCCAAAACCAAGGCCACGUUUAACCAAGUGAUUGAUGUCUUCACCAAGAGGGACAUAAGACGGCGUGGCCAUGUGGAGUUUAUCUACGCCGCUCUGAAGAAGAUGUCAGAAUUCGGAGUGGAGAAAGACCUCAGCGUAUACAACAAACUGCUGGAUGUUUUUCCCAAAGAGGUGUUUGUGCCUCGAAAUUAUAUCCAGCGAAUGUUUAACCACUAUCCCAGACAGCAGGAGUGUGGGGUGCAGAUACUGGAGCAGAUGGAGAGCUACGGUAUAAUGCCCAACGUUGAGACCAAGGUCCUGUUGGUCCAGAUCUUUGGCGAGAAAAGCCACCCUGUGAGAAAGUACCAACGCAUCAUGUACUGGUUCCCCAGGUUCAAGCACGUAAACCCCUUCCCUGUUCCUCAGCCCCUGCCUGAGGACCCGGUGGACUUGGCUCGCUUGAGCCUGACUCGCAUUGCCAAUGACCUGGAUUCUAAAAUCACCGUCUACCAGCUGCCCUGCACAGACAUCACUGAAAGUGGGGAAGAAAUUCAGCUUCCACACAUAGUAGGGAUCCAGAGCCCCAGCCAGAUGGAGCUGCUGGCCAAGCACAACCCAAACAAGCCUGUGUUUGUGGAGGGGCCCUUCCCCCUGUGGCUGAGGAAGACGUGUGUCUACUACUACGUUCUCAGAGCUGACCCCACCCCACCUGAAGAAAAGGAAGAGGAAGUCUAUGAUCCAGAGCGGUGUUUUGACUAUCCUCUGCAGCUGGAUCUGGAUUUGGACCGGGACCUGGGGGAUGAUGAGAGCUUUGACGUGGACGACUUGGAUGAAGGUCCAGUCUUCGCCAUGUGCAUGACCAGUCAGGGGGACCAGGUCACUCUGAAUCAGUGGAUCUCUGGCCUCCAGCAGAACAAUCCCAUCCUAGGUAAAGUUCCCACUCUGUUCCGUCUGGAUGCUGGAAUUCAGGAACUGCAAGCGGCAGCGCAACCAGAGCCGGGCCACAGCCAUCCACCUCAUCCAGAGACCCAAAGGGAAGAUCCACAGUCUGAUGAAGAUCCUGAGGCUGUAGAGGAAGAGGAGUCCAGGAGAAGCCAUGGGAUGAAACAAUGAACUCUUAAUGACAGAGACUAAAACCAAGCUUUUUAUUGCUGCUAAGAAGUAUUUAUUUCUUUGGACAAAGUGAGAUUUCGGUAUAAAGUAGUUCAUUUAAAAUAACACAAAAGCAUCACAACUUGAGAUGAGCUGUGAAGAUGUUCAUGAGGUUUAGUUUUCAAACAUCACUCAAAGCAAAAUUCUGUGUUUUGUUGUGACACCUCCUCUAGCCUUCCAAAAACAAGCUGUAGGUCCUUUCUUGUGCAGUUAUGACAGCUGAUGUGCUCUAAAUGAAACUAUGUACCUGUAACACAUGACAGAAAAAAAGCAGCAUUUCAUUUAAACAGCAGAAAUAAAUUCCAAAUUUAAAACAAGAUCAAGAACACACGACUGCUUUAGAGAAUACCCUGGAAUAAAUAACGGUUGCCCGGUUUCAAAGAACUAGUAAUGAUAAUUAAGAAUUACAUGAUCAAAAAAAGUCUGAUGAGAAACGUGAAAGCUUUUUACUGUCCAGACCUGCUGGUCAGCAAAUAAAACAAAUGUUUCAGAAACCUAUUGUGUUUUGUAGGGAAGGGGAGUAAAAGCUUCAGUCUGAGGGUUACAGUUUAAAGGUUUUUAAGACGUUAAAGUACUUUCUGCUUUGUUCUGGUCUCAGUUUUUAGACUGAUGCCUGGCAGCCUACUGGCAGUGCAGUGGUCACUCCUUUUCCUGUUUUAUGCCACCUGAUAACACCUACAGUAGUUCCACAAUAGUAUAGAAAAUUUGUAACAUUUUUGCAAUAAACAAAAAAUUACCAUCUUUUUCAAA